GUAUUUUUACGGUGGCGGCGACAACAGCCGCUGCAGGCGUGAAGGAGUCAGCUGUUAUUUGUUAACCAAAAAAAAAAAAAAAAAAGAUGUUUUUUUCCCUCGACGUGUAAUUCAAUUGGGGGCGGAAAAUGGAAGUGAAGCCUCGCCGCACUGCGUCGCUCAAAAUGUCUCCGGCGGUACGCGACGAAAGCUCCAGUCAGCUGAAUAAGUUUGAGAAACUCUCAUGGUGGCCCCCCGGCCGAGAUUCAGGUUUCAAAAAGCGAGGACGCUGGCUCCAGGCCCGCCGCAUCUUUUCCCAGGCCUCGCCCAACUUGCGUAUUCCCAACAGGUUCCUGAGAGAAGGACCCUGCGUGCCCUCCGCUCGCAGCGGACACCGCUGUGUGGCGGACAGCACCAACCUCUACGUGUUUGGCGGCUACAACCCGGACUUCGAGGAGGCGGGCGGGGCGGACAAUGAGGACUACCCGCUCUUCAGGGAGCUUUGGAGGUUCCACUUGGCCACAGCGACCUGGCACCGCGUUCAGACGGAGGGCUACAUUCCUACCGAGCUGGCUUCCAUGUCGGCCGUCUUCCACGGCAACAACCUGCUGGUGUUUGGCGGCACCGGGAUCCCCUUUGGCGAGAACAACGGCAACGACGUGCACGUUUGCAACGUCCAGUACAAAGAAUGGAAGCUGCUCCCCUGCCGAGGGACCAAGCCCAACAAGAUCUACGGCCAGGCCAUGGCGAUUAUAAAUGGCUACCUGUACGUCUUCGGGGGCACCACGGGCUACCUUUACAGCACCGACCUGCACAGGCUAGACCUCACGACAAAAGAAUGGACCCACCUCAAGCCCAACAACGCACCCACGGAUCUCCCCGAGGAGCGGUACAGACACGAGCUGGCACACGACGGAAGGAGGAUAUACAUUUUAGGAGGCGGGACUUCCUGGUCGUCAUAUCGCUUGGACAAGAUUCACGCCUAUAACUUGGAGACGAACUACUGGGAGGAAAUGGUCACCAAACCCCACGAGAAAAUAGGAUAUCCUGCCGCCCGCCGCUGCCACAGCUGCGUGCAGGUCCGAGACGAGGUGUUUAUAUGCGGCGGCUACGACGGUCAGCUGAUCAUGCCCGACUUGUGGAAGCUCAACCUCCGCCUUUUUCAGUGGACCAAGCUGCCCGCCGUCAUGCCCGAGCCCUCCUACUUCCACUGCGCCGCCGUGACGCCGGCGGGGUGCAUGUACGUCCACGGAGGCGUGGUCAACAUGUCGGGCAAUGGGAGGACGGGCUCGCUGUACAAAGUGUGGCUGGUGGUGCCCAGCCUGCUGGAACUGGCCUGGGAGAGACUGCUGAAGUGGCGGCCUCACAUGGCGCAGCUCGCCACGCCGCAGCUGCUCGCCAUGGGACUGCCGCACGCGCUCAUCGAGCGACUGAAGUAGGCGGAGCCGCUCGGCGAUUGGACGGCCUCGCAUGGACACGGGAUUGCGGUUCUGAAGCUCGCCUUCAAGGAUUUGCAGUCUAAUUUUUUUUUUUUUUACAUUUUGUAAAUGUGUUUUUAGACAUCCGUGUUGUGCGUCACUCUGACAAUUCAUUUAUUAGUCUAAAAAAGAGAAACAAAUUGGGCGUGACCGAUUACGGAGCCC
Molecule: messenger RNA, 1622 nt
Organism: Entelurus aequoreus (snake pipefish)
Lineage: Eukaryota; Metazoa; Chordata; Actinopteri; Syngnathiformes; Syngnathidae
Product: kelch domain-containing protein 10-like
Exons: 10
Coding region: 129-1418 (429 amino acids)
Biological process (GO): positive regulation of stress-activated MAPK cascade
Molecular function (GO): protein binding
Source: RefSeq, a predicted model, not a curated record